AUGGCAGAAACAGACGCAACGAUUGCUCGAGUGGCCGUCAAAAUACCGGAUUUCAUUUCGUCAGAUCCCAAACUUUGGUUUGCUAUGGUCAAAGGUAGUUUCGCCAGCGCGGGAGUCACAGCUGACAGCACGAAAUUCGGGUAUGUGGUUGGAGCAUUACCGCCGAAAUAUGCAGUUGAAGUCAAAGACAUAAUUAUGACGCCGCCCUCGGGCAGUAAGUAUGUCAAAAUUAUAGAUGAAUUAAUAAAACGUCUUAGUGCCUCCCAAGAGGAAAAAACACGUCAACUUCUGGAGCGCGUUGAGAUUGGUGACCGUAAACCGUCACAAUUUUUACGCCACCUCCAAAACCUGGCUGACUCUUCCAUUCCGGAAACAUUAUUAAAGAUACUUUGGAUGGGCCGCCUACCAAAAAGUAUACAAGUGGCGUUAACAAUAGUUAAAGAUAGUAAGCUUGAAGAACUCGCUGUCCAUGCAGACAACAUCGCGGAUGCAUCUGGUCCUUUGCUACCUCAAAUAGCAGAGACAUCGAGAAGUGACACUCUUGAAGCCAUGUUGAAUCUUAAAAUUUCUCAGUUUACCUUGAGUAUAAAUCAGGAAAUUGCGACGUUGAGAAGUGACGUGGCAGCGAUCAAUUCUCGUCCUUCGCGUAAUCCGGACUCAAGACCAAGUACUUUCCGCUCAAGAUCUCGAUCUCGGAGCCGUACUCUCCAUGGUGCAAAUGGAUUAUGCUGGUAUCAUUGGGGUUAUGGAUCACAAUCGCGAAAAUGCAAGGAACCUUACCGACGAGUAAAAUCCGAUUACGUCCUAUCAACAGCCAAUGGCACGCCUAUUAACACCUACGGUACUAUCACGCUCAGCCUCAACUUCGGACUUCGUCGAGAUUUCACUUGGAGAUUUGUGAUCGCGGAAGUACCCAAACUCAUUAUUGGUGUGGACUUCUUGAGUCAUUACAAUCUAUUGGUAGACGUGCGUAAUCAAUGUCUUUUAUACGGUGUUACACGACUCACCGCUCAUGGUCACGUUGCUGAAUCCUCCAUUCCAUCCAUAAAGAUUGUCGUGGGAGAAACGAAAUACGACUGUUUACUACGAAAAUUUCCCGAGAUCACUCGACCAUAUGGAGCGCCUAAAGACAUUAGGCACAGCACCAAACACUAUAUUCAAACGACACCAGGACCCCCAGCAUCUUGUAAACCACGACGCUUAGCACCUGAUAAGCUCAAGGCAGCAAAAAAGGAGUUUGAAGCUAUGAUCCAAUUAGGCAUUAUUCGACCGUCCCAGGGACCUUGGGCAUCACCAUUACACUUGGACUUUGCACACUUUCUCCACGGUAAAACGAUUUUUUCAACAAUUGACCUAGUCCGAGCAUAUAAUCAAAUUCCUGUAGCUGAAGAAGAUAUUCCUAAAACCGCAAUCGUGACACCAUUUGGACUUUACGAAUUCUUCUUUAUGUCUUUUGGGCUUCGAAAUGCAGCACAAUCGUUUCAACGAUUUAUUGACGAAGUACUUUUUGGACUUGAUUUCUGUUACAGCUACAUUGACGACAUAUUGGUGGCAUCUGUUUCUGAGGAAGAGCACAUCAAAAAUUUACAGAACAUUUAA
This is a messenger RNA of Sipha flava (yellow sugarcane aphid), 1599 nucleotides long. RefSeq lists its product as uncharacterized. The record is from RefSeq and is a predicted model, not a curated record. The transcript is spliced from 3 exons. Bases 1 to 1599 code for a protein of 532 amino acids. Lineage: Eukaryota; Metazoa; Arthropoda; Insecta; Hemiptera; Aphididae.